Molecule: messenger RNA, 6057 nt
Organism: Alternaria alternata
Lineage: Eukaryota; Fungi; Ascomycota; Dothideomycetes; Pleosporales; Pleosporaceae
Exons: 4
Coding region: 1-6057 (2018 amino acids)
Biological process (GO): ubiquitin-dependent protein catabolic process; protein ubiquitination
Molecular function (GO): ubiquitin protein ligase activity; protein binding
Source: RefSeq, a predicted model, not a curated record
AUGGAGACUCCCGGCGCGUUUGCCAACGCGACUUCCUUCUUGCCGUCGCCGGCGGACUUGCUCAUGGCACUGCCGCGUCUGUUCUCCAAAGCCAGCUCUCUUGGCGACAUGAUGCGCUCGGGCGGAAGCGUUAUCGCGGAGCCGACAGCCAACUUGACUAACAGCACCAUGACAACUGCAACCCCUGGCUUUGUGCAGGAAUCCAUUGCUGCUGCGGCUUCGGCGGCUGCAGCACCUGAGGGCGACAUGACAGUAUGGCAGGCCUUGAGGAAUGUAGCUGCCUGGUUCAGCUACAUCACUUCCAAAUGGGCCAUCGCAACCUUCGCGAUCGCAAUCAUCCUCAACAGAACUCACUUCUAUGGAAAUAGUCGCGUUCCGCUAUCCUUCGACCGCCUUUACCUCCGUUUCGCUCUCUACAUCAUGCCCCUGGUUCUGUUCCUCUACCAAGCACAGAGCAUCCUACGAGCCAUACGAUGCCAAACCUCGCCAGGGUGGUCGACAAUGCAAUAUGGAGCGGACGAACGGCAGCUGGACACAGACUUUGGCGGCGAAGGCGGUUAUCUGUGGCAAGUGGCAUCGGCGGUGCUCUUCUGGGAAACCACCGAGGACUCAUGCCGAGCUGCAAACAUGCUACCCAUGGAUCCAUCAGGCACGCGGUCCUCUGGGUCACUAGCGCUUCUAUGGCCCAUGUUUGUGACCCUCGGUUUUGGUCAGUUUGUCGAUACCCUGGCGUGCGCCCUGCAGGGAAGACGUCCAAUCCAGGAAGUCGGAAUGACCAUAUUUGAACAUUCGCUCGCAUUUGCAGAGGCAGAGGCAGUGGUGACGAAGCCGCUGGCGGUCGAUUCCACACGCUUCUUCAAACCAAAGUCGGUCUUCACCCCAGACGGCACCUCCCUCAUGAUUCCAAGGUCGAAGCUUUCCAGGAUGGCCAACGUGCCGCCAGAAGUGUUGUUGAUAUCUCUCAUCUCUAGUGUAAGCCACUUCAUAAGCAACCUCUUAGCAAUUGCUGGGGUGCGCUCGAGAUGGCGAUUAGUGACGACCACAAUGUGUGGGCUAGCAUACAUGUCAGCUUUCGCCUGGAGUUGUGUCCGUCUCACUAGGAUGGUCACUGAUCCAGAUCACUAUGUGGGCAUCUUGAGAUUUCCCACUGUCUGCAUCAUUGGAUUCAUCCCACACCUGCUGAUACUCGUGGGCAUUGCAGUGUGCGCACUAAUCUACCUCUUGGCUUUUCUUGUCACCGUAAUAUCCCCGCCUGCAGGACGCACCGAAAAUCUGACAUUGGGAGAGAGGUUCUCUUUGGCCUAUGGUAAUCUACAUGCCAACAUUCAUCUAUCCUCGAUCACGCCCCUGACCAUCAACUGGCACGAAGACUUCUACACCACUAUACUCAAGGUAGGUUAUGUCAUUCUGACCUCGGCGAGUGAAGCCGUGUUCCUUAACGAGGGAACUAGAGUCAAUGUCCAUGCAAUGACCUGGCUUGAAAAGCAGAGAUUACAGGAACUGCUCGCUCGACGGCGAAAAACCAGAGAGAUGAUCACCAACAUCCCAUCUGAACUCAGAAACGAUACAUUUGCGCAGGGCGUUGAGGUGACUGACGAGCUUAGUGAUGUCAGGACGGAUACAUCAUCGUCAGGCUACGCAAGAGAGCGCAAGACGCGAGGUAUAACCUCUGCAGAUUCUUCUAAUGCCAUGGGACAGAAUGACCCCGCGCUCCAGCAACGCAGUCGCUAUCUCCAAACAUACCAAUUCUUCUUUCGCAUAUCAAAGUUGAUCGUCCUCAGCCUUGCAAAGAUCACAGACUGGGCAUUGGCCAAGGUGGGGAUCAGCUACCGGCCUAGAUGGCUACGACGUACUGUGGGACUUGUUGAUGACGAUGGAAAGAUGUAUGCUUCAGCAGCUGGCAUAGGCCGAUACCAAAACCAAACUACAUCAGCAAAAGAGCCAUGGCUUACCAUGGAUGACCGGUCCCGAGUCCGUCAGAAUCGAGAAUUCGACGUGGAGUCGUUCGCAAAGGAGAGGCUCCGACAGAGUGGCUUCUACUCUCAACCAGAUGCCGAGGACUCAGAGGAUCGUCUCGACGACUAUCUGUACUCCUGGUGGCGCAACGGCAGUCUCUGGAACGAGGUUGAUAACAGCCGGGACUAUGUUGUUCCACAAGACGACGACACUACGAGCGUCGUAUCCUAUGCUACCACGACAGACAACGAUGAAUGGUCAGACGUUGACGAUGGCCAAAGGACGCCUACACGCGAUACAUACCAGCGGAGUCGGGAAGAAACACCCUUGGCUGACGAUGCAAUGGAUUUCUCCCGUCUUUCUCAACUCCUCGACCCAAAGACCAGGGAGGACCGAGAGGAAGCCAAGCUGCUGUCACGCCAUCUCCAGAGCUCCAACAUCAUGACACGCUCGCAGUACCGCAGGGCUAUGGAGCGCGAAGAAGCUAAGAUCCUAACAACAUCACGCUACAAAAUGGGUGAUAGUGUCAGCAUGUCUGCAGAAGAAGAGGAGCAGCUUCUGGAAGACCUCAUCCUCAGUCGCCGGAGCGCGGCUGCACCGCAGGGCGCGAGCAAUGCUGGGAGCUGGGACACGGGAGCAGAGGGCAUGGGCUCGGAGGGACCACAGUGUGUGCUCGGUCGACUGCCCUCAUCCACGAACCAUUUCCACAAUUUUAUGCAGCCAGAGCCUACAAACGUAUCACAAAACGUUUCCCACGUACAGACCUUUCCCGACCCCGCCACCGCAUCCCAGCAUGGACAGCACCGCAGCGAUGACUUGCAGGACUCUCUGCAGCCUCACUCGGGUGAGCUGUGGGGUGACACGGGAACACCGCCCGAUGCGACGCGUCCAGACAAGGCCAACAAUGGAAUCGUCGAUACCGUGCAACCAGACGGACUGAAGCGCAUCGCGUCCCCCUCGCCGCCACCGAGGGAUAGAAUCACUGAAUACGAGAAUGCGCUGAAGAUUUCACCACGGAAACCUGCUGAUGGGCCCCUGUUUGAGAUUAUUAAGAGUAACAAGAAGCCUAGCGACAAGAACUCUCCUAUCUCGAAGCUGCCAAAUGAGGUCCUGAUUCACGCCAUUGCCCACCUGUCGCCGAACGACCUUGCUGCCGUUUCCCUUGUCUCUCGCCGUUUCCAUGAUGCAGUCACCACCCCACACGCCUGGCAGGUGGCUUUUGGUCGCUAUUUUCCCGGCCCCCUUUCGCUCGAAGACGCCGCGUUCCGCUCAGCUCUUGAGGGCGAUGGCUUGGUCGUGCGGUCAGAAAAGAGACGCUUCACUAGGCUUACGGCAUUGGCUUCGUGGAGGAGCGAGUACAUUCUACGCACCAGACUCUUGCGGUCGCUCGUUAGAGGCAAGCCUGUGCAGGUUCCCUCAACACCAUCCCGCGCUGCUCAGAUGCAGACAGUCACCCCAAUGAUAACCUACGAUGCCAAGACGUAUACCAUCAUAAACCACUUGCAGGCCACGUUUGGGUCUGGUCUGAAUAAGAAGAUGCCGCGUUUCAUUCAUGGUGCAGACGAUAUUGGCAUGGUCACCAGCAGCGAUCCGACGACGGGUAAAGUCGAUCCGUGGGGACAAAGCGACCCCCACUUCUACGGUCAAUUUUCAGAACGCUUUCCUGGUGUCGCUGAGUGGGGACUGGGCUCCGGAGAUGUUGUCGGACGGCCCAACGUCAUGGACAUAUCGCAGCCGUAUGGCAUGAUCUAUGGCCAGGGCUGUCCAGAAGGCUCGUGUUACUAUCGUUCCCUUGAGGAGAUGCGCGGUCGCUUCAUAGCCGAACCCAGCGAUUUCAGUAUGCCAGAAGUCGGUAUACCGAAGCUAGGUAUCGACGGUGGUGCCAUCUGCAGUGUCUGGAUCGCCAAGUCGAGCACAAUCCCCACGCUCUCGGAGGGUUUGGUUGGGAUGAUGAUGGGCUCUGCAGCUGGUGUCGUCAGUGCCUGCAGUAUUGGUACAGAUGGUCUCCGUACAUCUCGCGUACAGCGUGGCGAGCUGACUGCGCGCUGGGUUCUUAGUCCAGGCGUACCCAUCAUCGCCAUCGCCGUAGACGAGCAAUACUCAGCCAAGCGCUAUGCUCAGAACCGCAUUUGGGCGGUCGCUUUGAACGCUCUCGGCGAGAUCUUCUACUUGACCAAAUUUCCAACCCGCAGCCAGGCCCCAAAGGAUGACAUUGAGCAAUACUCAGAAUACCUGGGCUGGCUUACUGGUCGCAGCGUGUACUGGAACCUGGUAGAGCCUAGCCGGCGCACUGCACGACCAGAUCCAUACAGCGACGCUGAUGUUGACGGCAGCUACUCGCCCCGAACAUCGUGGGAUGGCAUGUGCUUGAGCAAGGAGCAAAUCACCGCCGAGACCAGGGAGAUACAACAGUUCCUUCGCAAGGAACCCAAGCAUUUCCGAAAGACGUGCCUUGGAUGGGAUAUGCGUCGAAGACUUGAGGUCGACUUUGCUGGCGAUGACGGCAACCACGCUGGAGAGGCCAUGGUCGUCUUCGAAUGCGGGCUUGAAGAAGGAGACGUUGCGGACGUCAGACGUUUCACUCGAUGCAAGACUGACCAAGAAAAAAGUACAACUACCUCGAGUCGUAUCAUGACGCCUCAGCCUGCGCCGACUACAUCCCUGUUCGGCGGUCCAGGCACAGGAACUCUAGAUUCCUCUUCUCUUCGUCAGCGCAGUUCUUCGUACAUGUCGACUACGAGUUCGCCAGAACGAGCAAGCCUGUCCGAAGAAGAAUGGAGGUGUUCAAAACUCACUUUCGGUGGCUUCAAGAGCACCCAGCUUACCACUACCACUUUAGACGUCUCUACUUUCGCCACUCUAACCCUGUCUGAAGAUCCCGCGCUCGGUUUCUCAACUUCUUCCACUGCGUCUUCGCCCUACGCUUCCCCAAUGUCAGUUGCAAGUCAGCCUGCAUCUCCCUCUGACAUUCCUGGUCAGCGCGCGAGAUUCGUGGCUGCUGGCACCAAGUCUGGUGUAGUGCUGCUUUGGGAUAUCCGGGCGCCCACAUCGCGCUCGUCCGAGUAUACAAACAACAUCGACCCUCUUCGGAUCAUCUACACCGACUCACCAGAGAUAUCAUGCUUGGCUGUCACCUCUCUUUAUCUCGUAGCAGGCGGAAAUGACGGCCUGGUACAGGCAUGGGACCCGCUGGCUUCGAGUAUGUCACCUAUCACAACACUUCACUCUCGACAUGCUUCGCGUGCUCGGAGACAACUCGUACAGGCACAAGCCUCUGUCCAAGGAGUCGGUAUCAACAUGUUCGCUGCCGGUGCCGUCUGUCUGGACCCUGAUCCGACUGUCUUGCGAGGUGCAGUAUCGCUUGGUAAUCAGCUUCGGUUCUGGAGUUACAGCUCAUCUGCCGCCGAUCAGUACAGAAGCAGCAAACGUAGACUUCGAAGAGCUGAACGCGGAAGUAAUACUGCUGAGCGCUUUGCUGGCACGGGCAGAGUUAACUUGAAGAACUACAUCGCCAACGAGCAUUCUGAGCUGGAGCGUGACAGGCAAGAACGUCAAAAGCAGGCCGAGCGCUUGGCUGGUCGUUUUGGUACGGAGCUAUUGAGCGAGGACGAAGCUUUGGCAUACGCCGCGAUGCUUUCCCAGGAGACUAUGGAGGCGGAGGAGUUGCGCCGCAUCGAGCGCGAGAGUAGUGCCUUCAGCAGUGAGACUGUAACGCCAGAGCCGAGCAUUCAAGCUCAGCCUUCGUCGCCUGCCGUCAAGGAUGAUGAAGAGCUGGAUGCUGACAUUGCUGAAGCUAUUCGCCUCUCUCUUAAUGAGAGCUCUGGUGCUGACAUGUAUGAACCCGCCACUACGCCGCCUUCCGCGUUCGACAUUCCAAUCAAGUAUGCCAAAGGCAAAAAGUCUCUGCCGUCACGUUCUCAGGGCAGCACCCCCAGAAAAGACAGGACCACUGCUGGAUCGAGCAACGAGAGCGAGAUGUCGGAUUUGGAGUUUGCCAUGCAGUUGAGUCUUGCUGAAGAGCAGAGCAGGAAGGAUGCCGAAGACGCUUUUCCACCGCUUAGUCCAGCGGCUGGCAGCAAGGGCAAGGGGAGGAUGUGGUAA